Molecule: messenger RNA, 807 nt
Organism: Lodderomyces jiufengensis
Lineage: Eukaryota; Fungi; Ascomycota; Pichiomycetes; Serinales; Debaryomycetaceae
Product: tRNA splicing endonuclease subunit
Exons: 1
Coding region: 1-807 (268 amino acids)
Biological process (GO): tRNA splicing, via endonucleolytic cleavage and ligation; tRNA-type intron splice site recognition and cleavage
Cellular component (GO): tRNA-intron endonuclease complex
Molecular function (GO): nucleic acid binding; tRNA-intron lyase activity
Source: RefSeq, a predicted model, not a curated record
AUGCAAAAUGAUAUGACAACAAUCACAAAUGAAGAAUUUUCAAAACCAAACAAGGUUGUACUACCAGUAAUAAACCCAAUACAAAACCCGGAAGUCCUAAUUUUUGACUUAAACGAUAUUAAAUAUUUACGUGAUUUGAAAAUUCUAGGAACUUUAAUAGGUACAUUACAAAAUUUCCCACAACAAAAUCUAUUCUUAUCAAUUCCAUUAAAGAUCAACGUAUAUGAUGUUAUAUGGUUAGUUAAAUACGAUCAUGGGGUAUUAGUUGAUCAAUUGGCUUAUCGAAAUGAAAGGAGAUUGAAAACUACCACUAAAUCAAAAAAUUUAAAUCAUAAUGGUUCAGUUAUAUUAAUUCCAAGUACUGAAUCAGAUAGAGAUUGGGAUUUGAUCAAUAAAAACAAACUAUCCAUAAAACAAUAUUUGCAUUCUUACCUACAUACCCAAACUAACAAAUCAAAUAUAUCAAGAUAUUUCCACUAUUAUAACUUUCUAAUAAAUCAAGGUUUUUACAUAAAUCCAGGUUUAAAAUUCGGUGGAGAUUUUGUGAUAUAUCCAGGUGAUCCAUUAAGGUAUCAUUCAUAUUCAACUAUAAAAUUUGAAUUUAUUGAUUGUUAUGAAAUUAUUAGUGGUGGUAGAUUAGCUACUAGUGUUAAAAAAAAUUUAAUUUUAAUGGGAGAAAGAAAUAAAAGCAGUAAAGUAGAGGAGAAAGAUGAUAAGGAAGUUGUGGUUGAUGAUGAUUUUAUUGAGGAGUUGUUCGAUGAUGAAGUGCCUCUCUGUUUCUCAAUUGAAUGGGCUGGGUUUGGUUAA